AUGUCUAAUGAUAGUCUGGAAGAGUCGUUGAGAGAUCUGACUCUGCAGUCGAUCCAGGACCAUCCGACCAAGCCGAAGGAGCAGAUUGCGCUCGAGUUUUUCGAGCUUGGCAGCAAAAAAGAGCUCGAAGGCUCGUUGAGCGAGGCUGUCGGGUAUUAUAGAAAGGCGUUCAAGCUGGACGAGAAGGUUGAUUUGCGAUACCGAGAGAAGCUCGUGAGCUCUCAGCCGGCACCGGAGAAACGCAAAGACGGUAUCAUUUAUGACCAGACGAAAAAACUCGACCUCAGCAAAAUCAAAGUCGAGCCGUUGCUCAAGUCGUUCCAUGACUCGGUAUUUCACCCUAUAGACGAAGAACAGCCGAUCUUGCUCGAGACCUUGCCGGACGAGGUGAUUACCAAUCUUCUGGAUACUCUGCUGUGUAUGGACGGGCCGUCGUGGCUCAAUUUCGCAAUGACUUGUAAAAAGUUGUCGUGGCUAGGGUUUGUGCAGACCGCUAAUUGGCAGCGACUUUGUAUGUUGGUGUAUCCGCGACAGGUGUACGACGACGCGCAACGGGUGCUUAACAAGGUGACGGCCGACCAAUGGCAGAUGGUGGUCCAUUGGGACCACGACUGGCGCAAAAUGCUGUGCGAGCGGCCGUUUAUCAAGUUCAACGGCUUGUACAUCAGUGCGGUCAACUACCAAAGAGAGGGAGGCCGUGCCGAGUUUUCUAACCAGUGGAACCUGCCCUUCCGCAUGAUCACAUACUACAGAUACUACCGGUUUUUCCCCGACGGCAGCUGUCAGAAGCUGCUGACGGUGCUGCAACCGCAAGAGGUGGUGCCCAAGUUCCACAGGAACUGGCGCGAGCUGUUUGGGCCCAGCGAGUGGGAGAAAGUGUACGAAGGCACCUGGUCGAUGAGCGUCGACGGCAGCGUGCAGUGCAAUUGCGAGGGGCCCGUCAAAAUGUACCGGUUUGUGGACGAGUUCCAAAUUGUUAACGGGGGCCGGUUUGCACGACACCACAAGCUGGACUGGGUGCGGAUGGGGUACAUUGUGAAGGAGACGUCGGAGGAAGGCGAUUUGGAGAUUUCGAACGAGCGUAGCUUCGCCUUCAGCAGAGUCCGGUCGUACACACAGGAACAGGCCGCCGCGCCUAUAAAUAUACAUAUCACGUAA
Molecule: messenger RNA, 1158 nt
Organism: Ogataea philodendri
Lineage: Eukaryota; Fungi; Ascomycota; Pichiomycetes; Pichiales; Pichiaceae
Exons: 1
Coding region: 1-1158 (385 amino acids)
Molecular function (GO): protein binding
Source: RefSeq, a predicted model, not a curated record